Fraxinus pennsylvanica is the source of this 759-nucleotide messenger RNA. The record is from the annotation of a GenBank genome assembly. Lineage: Eukaryota; Viridiplantae; Streptophyta; Magnoliopsida; Lamiales; Oleaceae.
AUGAGUGGAGAGAGUGUGACCCUUGAUCUUCUCAAGAGAAAAAUGGAUGAGUUUGCAAAGGAAAGAGACUGGGAAAAGUUUCACAGCCCCAGAAACCUUUUCUUGGCUAUGGUUGGAGAAGUAGGUGAAGUUUCAGAGAUAUUUCAGUGGAAAGGGGAGGUUCCAAAAGGGCUACCAGAUUGGAAAGAAGAAGAAAAAACUCAUCUGGGUGAAGAACUUUCUGAUGUAUUGCUUUACCUCAUUAGACUCUCUGAUAUCUGUGGAAUUGAUCUUGGUAAAGCAGCCCUUCGUAAAAUUCAACUCAAUGCAAUCAAGUAUCCAAUCAAAGGGUGUUCAAACAAUACUAUUGUCAAUGGGGGAUAUGGGAGGGAUUUGUUGGCUAGUCGUGGAUAUGUUCAGGAUCAAUUGGUAGAGGUUGACAUUGAUGAUGUGUUGCUAGAGGAUAUAGCUGAUGAUCUAUGGUCAAAUAAGGCUAAUCUAGUCUCACCAAAUCGGUCGACCCCCCUCUCCUUCCCGCUCUCUAUCUCCAAAAAUAUUCAACUCUCCAAGAAUCCACCGACCACCAAUAGCUCUUCAAGCCGACGCCGGAGUGGUGUUUACCAGAGUCCAGACUUCCAGUGCUGCCUGUACAGUCUCCCUUUCGUUUUCCGACUGGCGUGUCUUCACUCUUCUGGAGUUCUGCAGCUUCUGUUGGUAACUGGUAAGCGAGCUUAUGCAGCUUCUGAGUAUCAAUUUUGUGGCUUUUGUUUCAUUGUCUAA